UACUAUAGACGGCUGGCAAAGUAGAAUUCUAUAUCUCUUUUACCCUAAAUCGUUCAACGCUCUCUCUUUCUCAGCCGCAAAGUCCAACCCUAAACUUGACAAUGUUUUCUUCAUCAGAGGCGGAGACGGCCAUCUUCUGGGACAUCGUGGAUUGCGAAAUUCCUAAUGGUCUCUCUCUUGACUCGGUUUGUCAGAAUAUCAAAUCAGCUCUUGCGGAUGAUGGUUAUCAUGGUAAAGUGUCAAUCCAUGCUUAUUGUGACACGGAAGAGAGCCAAGUGGCAAUGGCUUCAGCGUUUGAAUCCUCCGGCAUCAAGCUCGUACGCGCAGGAGAUACAAAUUCGAGACUUGUUAGGAUGCUCAAGGACCUUAGUCUCUUUGCGGUAGACCAUAAUAAACCAUCGAAUGUGAUGGUAAUCUCACAAGACAUGUCAUCUGAAUCGCUGUUCGUCAAACUCCUUCUCAAGGUGAAAAAGUAUAGGAAUCACAAUCUUCUCUUAGCACAGAUUGAUAAGGUAAAAGGAGAGUUACUUAGCAAUGUAAGUUCAAUAUGGUACUGGAAAGACCUAUCAAGUGGAGGAAAGCCUUGCGGGGAUGGCAAUCAUUGUAGUACUAGCGAAUUUGCCAAGGCUGAGAUGGGCAUCUUUUGGGACAUUGUGGAUUGCGAAAUUCCUGAUGGUCUCUCUCUUGACUUGGUCUGUGAGAAUAUCAAAUCGGCUCUUGCUGAUGAUGGUUAUCGUGGUAAAGUGUCAAUCCGGGCUUAUUGUGAGAUGAAAAGGAGCGAAGUGAUAGUGCCGUCAGAGUUUGACUCCUCUGGAAUCGAGCUCGUACGCGCAGGAAAUAGACGUGCAAGACGUAAUCAGAUGCUAGAGGACCUUCUUUUCUUUGCAAUAGACCAUAAACCACCAUCAAGUCUGAUGGUUAUCUCAAAAGACAUCUCAAAAGACUCCCUGUUCGUUCAACAUCUUCUCACUUUGAAACAACAGAAGAAUCGCAAUCUUCUCUUGGCGCAGAUUGAUAGCGUAACUGGAGACCUAUUUGCUAGUGUAAGCUCAAUAUGGUACUGGUCUGACCUAGCAAAUGGAGGAGUGCCUGCCUUCCAAAGCACCAUUGACGACAGUUCUAGCCGAAGCUCACAAGGUGUUGCCAAUAAGCGGGCGAGGAUACAGAGCCCUGAGGAGUAAGGCGUAGGGGAAGAUGAAAUUUUCACUUAUUUCAAUAUGAUGUUUUUUUUUAGUUAUAAACUUAUAAUCAGUGUUCUAAAACGCGCUAUGCGCUUGCUACGCGGUGGACAAACGCCUAGCGCCUAACCGUAUAUACGGGUGCCUAAGCGGAAUCUAGGCGGAUUAUAUA
Messenger RNA from Camelina sativa (false flax), 1350 nucleotides. RefSeq lists its product as uncharacterized. Gene Ontology annotation, molecular function: RNA nuclease activity. Gene Ontology annotation, cellular component: peroxisome. The record is from RefSeq and is a predicted model, not a curated record. Gene Ontology annotation, biological process: regulation of gene expression. NCBI's taxonomy places the organism in Eukaryota, Viridiplantae, Streptophyta, Magnoliopsida, Brassicales, Brassicaceae.